Messenger RNA from Camarhynchus parvulus, 2685 nucleotides. RefSeq names its product potassium channel tetramerization domain containing 17 (gene KCTD17). The transcript is spliced from 7 exons. Lineage: Eukaryota; Metazoa; Chordata; Aves; Passeriformes; Thraupidae. Gene Ontology annotation, biological process: protein homooligomerization; proteasome-mediated ubiquitin-dependent protein catabolic process. Gene Ontology annotation, molecular function: cullin family protein binding. Gene Ontology annotation, cellular component: cytoplasm; Cul3-RING ubiquitin ligase complex. The coding region runs from base 1 to 726 and encodes 241 amino acids. The record is from RefSeq and is a predicted model, not a curated record.
AUGAGGAUGGAGGGCAGGGAGGAGAUGCAGGGCGCCGUGGGGCUACGCUGCACCUGGGACAUUCCGCCACCCGCUGGCACCCAGGCCAAGUGGGUGAGGCUCAAUGUGGGGGGCACCGUGUUCCUCACCACCAGGCAGACCCUGUGUCGGGAGCAGAAAUCUUUCCUGUGUCGCUUGUGCCAGGGCGAGGAGCUGCAGUCGGACCGGGAUGAAACUGGUGCAUACCUAAUAGAUCGGGACCCCACUUACUUUGGACCGAUUCUGAAUUUCCUCCGUCAUGGGAAGCUGGUCCUGGAUAAAGAUAUGGCUGAAGAGGGGAUCCUUGAAGAAGCUGAGUUCUAUAACAUUGGUCCUUUGAUCCGAAUAAUCAAGGAUCGAAUGGAGGAGAAGGACUACACAGUAACACAGGUGCCUCCUAAGCAUGUCUACCGUGUGCUGCAGUGCCAGGAAGAGGAGCUCACUCAGAUGGUUUCCACUAUGUCAGAUGGAUGGCGCUUUGAGCAGCUUGUGAACAUUGGCUCAUCCUAUAAUUAUGGGAAUGAGGAUCAGACAGAAUUCCUGUGCGUGGUUUCCAAGGAGUUGUACAACUCCCCCAAUGGUCUGAGCUCUGAACCCAGCCACAAAGCCAAGAACACAGAGGAGGACCUGGAGGAGGAAGAGCAGGAGGUGGAGGAGGAGGCAGAGGCAGAAGCAGAAGCAGAGGAGAAAGGUGCAGCAAAUCCCUGAGGAAAAUGAUAAAAAUUACCCCCCAGGCAUAGACUCGUCCACCUUUCUGACCGUCCAUCUAUUCAGGAUUGUGCUAAACUCUCUUCCUGCGGACCCUCCCUCCUGCUCCCUUCCGUGUCCAUCCCAGCACUGCCAUCUACCUCCCACAUUGCCCCACUCGCCAGCCUCCAGCAUCCUUCCCUCUGCUCUCCUUGUCCCUCAGGGCUCAGAGUGGUCUCUGCCCAGGGCCCUGUCUCUCUCUGCUCCUCACUUUUCCUCCUCUGCAGGUAUGUUACCUGUCUGCACUCCCAGCUCCUGCCAGCCUGAGUUCUGCAUGAGUGACUCACUUCCCUCUUGUGGGUAUGGCCCUGGUUUGUAGAGCUCGGGGAGGGGAAGGAGGGAGGUGUGAGGUUGACUCAUCCCUAAGGUGGCUUUACAUAUUCUGAUCCUAUGCGUGCCUUUACCUGCCAAGCAGAUCCUAUGGCUGUAGACCAGAGGCUCUGGCAGCAGAAAGGAGAGUGCAGCUGGGAGAGGGGUGGAAAUGAAUGCAAAGCAGGCCGGGGUGGUUUGGGGAAGGGGUGGAAUUUUGCCAUGUGUCUGCGUGACAUGCAUGCCAGAUCGCUCCUCCAGACUGCGUCCGCAGCUCCUUUGCCUGCCAGCCCGGGCAGUUUGCAGAAGGCAGUCGGUUAUUUUUCCUUCCCUGAGCUUUUCCCCCACAGGCUCUGCCAGGGUGAGAGUACAGUGGGAAAGGUGGCAAAGGCAGAGCAGAAGCAGCUGGUCCCCACUGCAGAUGCUCUCACAGCUGUGUGCAAAAUGAACCUCUCUGCUCUGCCUCCUGCUUAGGAAGGCUGGCUGGCUGACAAGUGUGGGGCUGCGUAUGGAGAGUGUUAGAAGGAGGAUUCCUCUCCAUACUGCAGAACUGUGAGGCUCUUGUUAAACUGGAGAUGCUCAGUGUCAGUCUCCACCGGUCGCGAUGGAGGGCACUUGUUAGCUGGCUGACAUUUCUCUCUUCCUCUGUUUGAAAGCCUCCUUGUCUGUGGCUGUGGGACCUGAGUGUUAUUAUCUUAAGACUCAGUGUAUGUUAAUCACAUCGACUUUUUCUUCCUUCUGUUCUGUUUUCCCACCCUCGUUUAUUUUCUUUUUCUUCUGUUUGUGUUUCCUCUGUCAUUUCCCCUUUUCUGUUUCUCACUCUCCCCUCCAUGCUCAGUUGCUUUUUUUUCCCUCUCAUUGAUUGUGUUUCUCUUUCUCUCUCCUUCUCUAGCUGUUACAAGCCAGAGAUCUGAGGAUGUGAUCUGAACACUCCGCUCCAGCCUUUUCAUUUCUUGUUUAUAUCUUUAUUUUUGUACUGCAGUGUAUGGCAGCCCUUUCUCCCACAGUGACGCCCCCAGCCCCCUUCACUCUUCACAUGCAGCCAUUUUUUUUUUUACAAACUCACCUCGGAGGCCUGAGCUUCCAGCCCUGGAGGAGGGCAGAUGCUGCAUGGAGCCCCUGAGCUGCUGUAGGAGCGGGAACCCACAGCCCCCUCCUAUGCCUGGCAGUCUGGCUUUCCUUAAUGUCACAGUGGCCCCUUGUGGGGACAUCAGCGAUCAGCCACUGCAGCCUGCGGUCCCUUCCUGAGCACCCUGGAUGCAAAUGCGGACCGAGGUAGUGGCAGCUGUGGAAGGACCAGCCCUUGCCCUUUCACUGUUGCAGGCAACUGGUGUGGGCUUGUGGCCUGGGGACAAAUGCAGAGCCAGCAUCCUUUUCUGGGCCACCUGUAUGGCUCGGAGGUGUCCCCGUGCUGGGUAUCACGUUCCUUGGUGCCUCCCCCCCUGUCCCCAAAGCAGCUCUGUGCCAGCAGUGUAAGAAGGAGAAUGGUGUGCUGCCUGGGUACCAUGAACAUGCUGGUACCUGAUGUUGAGUCAGCCAGCGCCAAGCAGAUCCCAGUUUUGGGGAGCAGGGUGUUUGCUUCACUGCUGUGUCUGAAGACUCCUGAAUAAA